AUGAACACAAUUGCUGCAUCAACUGUUCAGCAGACAUCCACAGCUGGACCUUUUCUAUUUCUGUUGUCUAUAACAUCAUUGCUGGCAACAAACUUACCUGCUGCACGAAUUGUUGCACCUGCUGCCACCAUUGGGAAUGUUUGUCACCAGUCUCAGCAAUACUGUCUUGUAGUUUCACUGUUGCUGUAUUGCCACCAACACUUGGACAAUGAAUCCCCCAAGCUGAAGCAUGAUGGUCCUGGUCUUCUGUCAAUGGCGAUUGCUGAUCGCGAUACACAUGGUUCUCUGUUCAAUAUCACCUUCAAGGCUAAUCACCAUCUUGACAGGAAAUAUGUAGUUUUUGGGAAACUCGUUCGAGGACAUGAAGUUUUGAAAAAGAUUGAAAAUGCUGGCAAUGAAGAAGGGAGACUGGAUGUAACUGUGAAGAUAAUUUAUUGUGGUGAAAUUCAUGAGGCCGAGAAUCCGAGUGCUGCUUUGUUGCAGAGUGACAAAAGGAAAGUGAAUAAACUGAAAAUGGGGACGGAUGCUUCUUCUGAGGCAAACAGCCAUGAAGCACGAAACAGGGAAAAGCACAGGAAGUCCUUAAAAGAGAGAAGGAAGAAGAGAAGAUAUUACACAUCUGAAUCAGAUACUUCCUCGGAUACUGAGACUGAAUUAUCUGAAUCUGAUACUGAUUCUGACUCGUAUAUCUCUUCAUCAACUGACAUUAGCUCUUCAAGUGAUGACAGGCGUGGCAAGAAAAAGAAAUCUUCUAAGAGGGAUAAAUAUAGACGUGGAAAAAAGAGGGAUAGACGCCGGGAAAAAAAGCGGAGGAGGUACAAUAAGAGAUCAAAACGCAGAUCAAAAAGGGCCUUGGAUGGUCUUUCUGAGAGUGGGAGUGAAAGUAGCUCUGAAGAUGAUGUUGGAAGGCUAGGUCCAAAGCAUAAAACCUCAGCUAAUAAGACAGCUGUUGGAGAUCAGUCUCUUCUAGUUCAGGAGAAGGAAGCUGCUUCCAGUCAUUAUAAAAAUCGGGAGGCGAGUGUUAUGCUCGAAAGGGAAGAGGGAGAAUUCUCCAAGGAAAAUGGAGAGCACCAGAGCAACAGGAUUGAAGUGGGAACCGGUUCGGACAAGAGUGCAGAUAGACAACCUGAUGUAGUAGAUGAUCACCCUGGGAAAUCUAGGUUCACUUUCCAUUCUUCUCGCAACUCAGUUAUUCUUUAUGCUUACCGAUUCUUCCAGAUCUGGUAUUAUAUAAAAAGUUGA
Messenger RNA from Ilex paraguariensis (yerba mate), 1242 nucleotides. The record is from the annotation of a GenBank genome assembly. NCBI's taxonomy places the organism in Eukaryota, Viridiplantae, Streptophyta, Magnoliopsida, Aquifoliales, Aquifoliaceae.